This is a messenger RNA of Drosophila albomicans, 3030 nucleotides long. It is a transcript of the gene kat80, whose product is annotated as katanin p80 WD40 repeat-containing subunit B1. The transcript is spliced from 10 exons. Gene Ontology annotation, molecular function: microtubule binding. The record is from RefSeq and is a predicted model, not a curated record. Gene Ontology annotation, biological process: microtubule severing; microtubule depolymerization. The coding region runs from base 367 to 2898 and encodes 843 amino acids. Lineage: Eukaryota; Metazoa; Arthropoda; Insecta; Diptera; Drosophilidae. Gene Ontology annotation, cellular component: katanin complex.
GAUACGCCAGCCCUGGGCCAUCGUACAUAUAUAAUGUGCAUUUGUUUUGUCUACAAAAAACUGUAUGAAUUAUCGUUAUUUAAUGUGAACUGUUGUAUAAUAUUAUCGCGUUAUUAAUCAUGUAAAUCGGUGUUAUGUGGCGUCUGUUCAAAUACGUUCUAUGAUUAUUUUUGUAUCUGCACCAGGAAUAGUAUUAGGCCACAGUAAAAAAAAAGAGACAGCGGACAGCUGAUCAGACUCGCUCAACUCAAACCCCACAAAAAUUAUCACACCUGCGACAAAUUAAAAUAAAAUAUUAACAAUACUGGCCCCCAAAGUGAACCAGAUCGGCGUCAACAUAAACCUACAGCAAUAACGCCAAUACGCAUGGACAUGGCGCUGCCCAGGAAUCUAGUAGCAAAGAUCUAUGACAUUAAGGCGCACAACGAGAAGGUGACGAGUCUCGAUCUUGGCGAAACGGGACGUGUUCUAGUUACUGGCGGCGAGGAUCGCAAUGUCAAUCUCUGGGCCAUCGGUCAAGAUGAGUGCUUCAUGUCAUUGACGGGCCACAAUCGUUCCAUCGAAUGCGUUCGCUUUGCCAAUAAGGAUAAUUUCGUGUAUUCAGCCGAUGAUAUUGGGAUCAUACGUCGUUGGGAUCUGAAUGCCCAAAAAAUCUAUUCAACGCUAAAUGGGCACAUGAAAAGUGUUCGCACCUUGGAUUUCAAUCCAUCUGGGGAGUAUGUUGUCUCUGGCAGCAAUGACACAACAGUCAGGCUGUGGGAUGUUCAGAAUGAAAAUAAGUGCAUUAAAGUGUGUAAAGGACACAUAUCACAUGUGAAUUCGGUGAAAUUUUCGCCAGAUGGACUAUGGAUUGCUUCCGCUGGCUUGGAAGGAUCCAUAUUGAUCUGGGACAUACGGAAAAGCAAACAGAUUAUGGAAUUUAUUGCCGAGCCGCCGGUUACGGCCAUCACAUGCAUACAGUUUCAUCCAUAUGAGUUUCUAUUGGCGGCAGGACGUGUUGAUGGCACAGUGUCCAUUUAUGACCUGGAGCAUCAGCAGCUUGUGUCGCAAACAACACACUUCUAUGGCCAACCAAUCAAAUGCAUUACAUUUAGUGAAAAAGGCGAGUGCCUGUUUGUGGGAAGUGCUGCCGGAAUAUCUGUGAUUGGCUGGGAGCCAGAUCGUGAAUUAGAUCACAUCAAGGGCACAUGGUCCUCGCUAGCCGACAUGAAAGUUGUUCAAAACAAGUUGAUUUGUGGCUGCCAUGAUAUUGAUACUGUGUCGAUAAAUACAAUAAGCCUUGAUCGUGUGAUACCGUUCUACAAUCCGACCAACACUCAAAACAGCUUUAAGCAUAACUCAACGAGCCGAAAGAGUUUCUCGCGCGGCAAUCAAAAGUUUCGAUUGUCGCUGGGCGGAGGAUCGAAGCCGGCCAAAGUUGAUGAGGAGCAUGAGGACAAUAAAAGCCAAACGUAUGAUGAGUUAUCAUCACCGAACCUCAGUCUGGAGGUUGUCAAUGAGGCGGCACUGGAGCAUAUUGAAACAUCAUCGCCGAUGUCCUCGCUUCAGCACAUCCCACAGACCAUUGUUUCAGCGUCAUCCAUGGAGGGCAGCACAUAUAAUGCAGGCGGUGGCGGCAUCGAUGCUUCGUCGCUGAAGCACAACAAAUUCGCCCGAGACAAUCUACCAUUUAAUCUAGAUGGAAAUUAUAGUAGUUAUGGCAUGGAUAUGGGCGGUUCGAGUCGUAUGCUAAAUUUAAAUGGACCAAGUUCACUGCACGUAUCGGAUGAAUAUGAUAUAUAUUCAAUUGAAAAAGGUGAUGUAGAGUAUAGUCCAAACGAUAGCAAUCCGCCGAUUCUAACCAACUAUGAUAACUAUGAGAUGGCCGAGGAUUUCCCCGUGAAUCAAAACUUAAAUUAUUUAACCAACAACUAUAACAAGGGAACAAUCGUCACGACAGCGGCGCCAUCAACCAUCAAUGCCUCAUCGAAAUCAAUUAAAAAGACAACAACAACAGCACUGCACAAAAGAAACACAGCGAUUAGCAAUACCAAACAAACAUCAACGGCAAUCUUUGGCAAUAAUAAAUUGGGACAAGCCUCUUCGGUUAGCUCAAUGGAACUGCAUAAGCUCGAUGAUAAUAUGGUACUCAAGAAAUCCUCAUCGUCGAAUGUCGUCAACAAGAACAAACGUUCGAUGGGCCAAAAUCAGAGUCAAUUCUACAAAGAGAACACACAGCAAAAGAACAUUAACGUAGAGAUUAUCACCAAGCCACCAAUGAGAUCGCGAACAACAUUAGAUAUGCGUACAUCGCAUCAGACUAAGACAACCAUACAAGAGAAACACACGCAGCAUCAACCGAUGAACUAUCGUCCCGAUUUAAUACCUACCAAGCCCAUAAACCGCAAUUUCAUCGACGAUCAUUAUGAGUUCGAUAUCUUGACGAGAUCACACGAAGCUGUGCUGCAGGAAUUGAGCAAUCGACAGGCGAGUCUCGAUCUGCUGCGAAAUUCAACGCGUUCACACGAUGUUCUUGGUGCAUUGAGGCUAGCUAAAACUAGUGGACGAUCUAUAUUUAUAGAUCUUUUAGGGGCGAUAAUUGAAAAACCUUCAUCGUGGAAUUUGGACUUUUGUACAUUUGUUUUACCAGAGAUUUAUGAACUUUUGCAAAGUCAACACAAAUUUCAUUUCACGAGAGCUUGCGACACUUUGCGCAUCAUUUUGUCAAACUUCUUGCCAACGAUUCAAGAGAAUCUCGAUUCUUGGGCAGCAAAUGGUUUGGGCGUCGAUGUGACGCGAGAGGAUCGUCAACGCAAGUGUUUAGAAUGCCAAAGAUGGCUGCUGCAAAUUAAAAAUCUACCCGAAAGUGUGCAUUUCGGUUCAACGCUGUCACAGUUACAAAAUAUAAUCGUAUUUUAAAUGAAGAAGGAGAAAUUAAAAAAAAAAAAAAUUAUUUAUGCAUAUUUAGUUGUAAAUUGUCCAGCAUUACAAAUGAUUUAAAAAAAAAAACAAAAAACAAAAACCUACUAUUAAUUUGUUAUUGCAAACUAA